UGAAAAGACAAGGAAGAAGGAAGUUAGCGCUCGCUCUCUAUAUAAGGCCAUACCCCCCGGUCACAAUAUGAAACGGGUCUAAUGUUGUACAUUACUGUUGACAAAGGUGCUUUACAUUCACACUCACAAAGCGCUGUCCUUGUUUUGUUUUCUCUGGAGCCAUUGAACAGCCAGAAGGGAGUGGCAACUCAGGAGCGGAAUUUCACUUCCUGUCCCUCUCAGGUGAGUCACCUGGGCAUCGUCGUCGAUCACUCGGGGGUUUCUGUCGACAUCAAACGUGUUUCGAAGCGUGAGUUUCAGAGUCGGAAAGGAUCAGAUAUGCCCGAAGUGCGUGUAUUGAAGUUUUGAGCCAUUUUCUGGAUGCGUAACAGGAGCUGAAGGUUUACCUGAGAGAAGAAGAAGAAGAAGAAGAAGAAGCGUGUUUUGCCACUUUGCGGCCUAAGCACUCAUUGGAAAAAAAAACUGCCUCUGUUAAACAAUAAGUGGUGUUUUUUUAUACGCAUAAAAUGAAUUUCCUCCUUAAUGGACAAUGGGGAGCGUUCCUGCUUAUAGUGUUACUAGAGUCCACUUGUGGCCAGGACUACGGGGAGACAUGCUUCGCCAAAUUCAAGAAAGGUCAGGAGGACUUUGUCCUCGAUGCAGACGAGUCGGUGAAAGACGGAGCGUCGUUCAUUUCGUCGCCGAAAUUGGAUCGAUACAGGGACUGCGUGAGCGCCUGCUGCAGAGAGCCGAAGUGCAAUGUCGCCUUCAUGGAGAGAGGAGACGAGGAAGGCAAGGUCAAGUCCUGCUUUCUCUUUGACUGUCUGUACAAGAAGAAAUACGCCUGUCGCUUUGUCAGGAAGAAGGGAUACAUCAACUACAUCCUGGACUCCAUGUAUGAGAGCUAUUUUGAACGGGAUGUUCCCCGAAAUAACGCCGACAGUCCACCGGUGGCCAAUGGAGGCCUGGAUCUUGUGGUCCAUCCUCAGGACACCGUGACACUGAACGGCGUAGAGAGCAAAGAUGACAAAUCGAUUGCAUCUUACCAGUGGCAAAUGCUCACCAAAUAUCCUUAUGCUGUCUUUGAGAAAACCAUCUAUGAUGACCAGAUUAUAGUGUCCAAUCUGACAUCUGGGGUGUACAAGUUCCAGCUAACAGUCACAGACUCCAUCGGCCAGUCAGACUCCACCAAGGUCACCGUGCUGGUCCUGACUCCGGAGCAGUCUGAGCACCACUGUAUGGCUCCGAAGAAGGUUGGGCCGUGUCGUAGUGCUUUCCCUCGCUGGCAUUACAAUGCUGCCUCAGAGAAGUGUGAGAAGUUCACUUUUGGGGGCUGCAAGGAGAAUUUCAACAACUAUCUCACCAUGGACGAGUGCGUCAUCGCCUGCUACGGCUCAGAAAAUAGCGGUAAAUCUGGCAGAGGUUUGCCAAUUCCUGGGCCUGUAGGAGAAAAAUGCGGUGCUCCGUGUAAAGAGGGGGAAUUCACCUGUACAAACGGCUGCUGUUUGGAUCCGGGUCUGGAGUGUGACUCUUCUCCACAGUGUAGCGACGGCUCAGAUGAGGAGAAAUGCACAGAAUUUGGCAACAACUUUCAGAUUCUAGUGCAGAUUCCAGUGAAUGAACAGAAAGUGCGCUGCACAGAGUUUCCCGACACAGGAAACUGCAGGGACAGUUUCAGCAAGUGGUACUACGACCCCCUGCAACAAGACUGCUUCCUCUUCAACUAUGGUGGCUGCAAGGGAAAUGAGAACAGAUUUGACUCUAGGGAUUCCUGUACUACCUUUUGCCGUGGGGUAGGAGAAAAGGAUGUGUUUGCAAGAGAGAGGGGACACGAAGGAAUAGUGGGUGAAGCCCACAUUGGUACUAUAGCUAUAGCUGCCCUCCUGGGUGUAGCUAUCUUCGUCUUGAUAUGCCUCCUGGUGUACUGCCUCAUGAAGGGAAGGAAGACGUCUGCACAGCACCACCGUGUGCCCGUCAACACUGUCCCGGUCAGCUUUGAGGACAGAGAGCGCCUGGUCUACAACAGCACCACCAAACCCAUCUGAUCCUUCAGUCCUCACCUUUGACCCCCAUCUUGGUUGUGAAUUACACUGGUUGCUGGACACAGUUGCCCUUCACUGAGCAAACCAUGUCCAUUGAGCAAGUUUGAAUGCUGGUGGGGGUGUGUUUUUAUUUUGUCCAUAUAUGGAUGAAUUCUGUAAGGGUGAUGUACAUAGAAGGCAGAAGGUCUUCAGUGAUGAUGAAAUGUGAUGUUAUAUUUCUAUUUUUAGCUUGUUUUUAAUGCAGUGGCCUGUUAAAAUGAAUGGUUGGAUAUCGGUGUGUACUCAGGUUAUAACAGUGAAGGAUUGUCACUAGAUGGAUGUAGAUUGCCACUGGAUAUCGUUGGAUCAGAUAUUUUCUACUUUGUUGAAUUUGCUUCCUUUAAACAAUCUGAUUGUUCUUAGUGAACAGCUCUUUUUUAAAUAUAUCAUUUCAAAAGUUAGAUCCUAAAUUGUCACUAAGUCCACAUUGGUCCGUUACUUAAAAGUAAGAGUCUAGAUUCCUGUGCGUCCCGUUACACUGGGAUUUUUUGUGGAUAUGUAAUAUUGUAUGAAGAUCCCUUCAGCUUCCCAAAAUCCUGCCCCGCCAGCUUUUUCACUCUAUUUUUAUCCUGUUUAUAAACCAUUGUUACAUUGGAUAACACAUGCCCGCGUAAUGUUGUACAUAAUCUUAGUAUUUUGAGAAAGUAAUAUUUUACGUGAGAAAGUUAUUUUGUCAAUGAUUUUAUGUUUUCAGAACAAGCACAAUGCCUACAUUAAAUAAUGUUUAUUAAUACCUUUAAAAAAAAAAGCCUCCUCGCUGUGUGUUUGUACAUAUGACAUUUUAUAGGUUUCUGUGACUUUAGCACAUCAUAUUGUUUAUACUAA
Messenger RNA from Anoplopoma fimbria (sablefish), 2885 nucleotides. RefSeq names its product serine peptidase inhibitor, Kunitz type 1 a (gene spint1a). Bases 507 to 2024 code for a protein of 505 amino acids. The transcript has 10 exons. NCBI's taxonomy places the organism in Eukaryota, Metazoa, Chordata, Actinopteri, Perciformes, Anoplopomatidae. Gene Ontology annotation, molecular function: protein binding; serine-type endopeptidase inhibitor activity. The record is from RefSeq and is a predicted model, not a curated record.